This is a messenger RNA of Venturia canescens, 2506 nucleotides long. RefSeq lists its product as uncharacterized. The transcript has 8 exons. The coding region runs from base 391 to 1437 and encodes 348 amino acids. The record is from RefSeq and is a predicted model, not a curated record. Lineage: Eukaryota; Metazoa; Arthropoda; Insecta; Hymenoptera; Ichneumonidae.
UAAUGACUUCCUACCUAAGCUUUGUUUAUCAAUAAUUUCUUCGGCAAGCGAACACAGGUUACCAUAUUCUUCUUGUAAAUGUGUAGUUUCAAUUCCAAUGAAUUUUGCGGCUCCGAGUUUCGGGUGUUCGUGUUUAUAUGCGACAGAACGUAAGAAGACGUCGAAAGGCGACGUGUAGCGCGAAAUUCGUGGAAGCGUAAUAUGAUGGGUGGCACGCGCGACUUCUGAUACUAACAGAGUGGGGAUUCAUAUAUCGUUUAAAAACUUGUCAACAUCUCAACAAGUGUGUGCGAGCGUUUAACCGCGCGGCCACGAUUUUUGGACCUGCUGUCUAUUUAGUCUGCUGCUUUGACCCUUCGCGGCUGCUAUCCUCGCCGUAAUCCUUUUCCCAUGGAAUAUUCAUUAUCGACUAUUCGUCAUCGAGUUUAUCGAAGAAGCGCGAUGGUUGUCGCGUUUUUUGUCCUCACCACUGUGAGCGUCGUGCAGGGGGAAAUUCCAUGCAAGGGUGAUGACGAUUGCCCAUCCAACAAAUAUUGUUAUAAUGUAUCGAACACGUGCGUGAAUCACACUCAGUGCAGUCGUUACAAUCGAGCCAGAGGUCCGAGACCAGCUCAAGAUCCAUCUCAAUGCGGACCUUGUCUACCAGGGUAUGCAGCAGAAUUAAAAUUCACCGGAGUGUGGGAUCCCGUGUGCUUGAAGACAACGACCUCUAAAGAGAAUGAGACUGAAUCCACGCGAGGCCUCGACUGGCCUAGGUAUUGGGUUGCCAUAGCUGUUUUAGCAGCGAUUUUUUUCACACUCGUGAUAGCUUUUGUAUUGAGAAAACACGUUUGCAUAGCAAACCGUGAUAGGAUUUGCAAUAAGAUGAUUUCUUGGAGCGUGAGACCGACUGCACCUCCACAGGACGAAGCAUCGUUCCGUUUGAGGCAUAAAACAUACCCCGUUGAUGAGGAACGACCACCGAUAUAUUCGUCCGUAAUAGGACCGAACGUUGACAAAAAUCAUUUGGUUAGUGCAACGCCAUUCGGAACUGCACUUUGGGUAAACAAACCACCCUACGAAUUUGAUUUCAACGACAAUGUUUCCGACGGUGUAGCAAUGCCCAUUCACUCAUCUUCAAACAAUUCUCAAAUGGAUCUGGAAGAGGAGGAAGAAACGAAUCCGAGCUCGUGGACACCCGGGCAAAUGACAGUAGAAGUGCCAAGUCGUCCGUUCGCACGAUUUGGUGUUGAACAGCAAGAGAACGUUAUAAACAACGUAUUAAUUCGAGAAAACUGUGCUUCGCAUUCAACGCAAGAGGACAGUGGCUCGGACGAGGCUGGCGGAGUUCAUGAAGAAUCAUCAAGUUCUCGAUCGCAAGGAAACACAUUCUGUGGACCGAAUGUGCAAAUAAACCAAACAAUUACGUUAAAUAUUGGCAAGAAUAGUACAAAGUAAUUGGUGAUUUGUACACCCCUUGCUCUCUUUCCAGGUCAUUCGGGCCACUGGAACCAAAGUGCCAAUAGAUGUCAAAGUUUUCUCGUUUUGAAUGCAACGAAUUAUCUUUUUUUUUAUAUUUUUCCAUUUCGUAAUUUUUCCAUUUGCUUAAUAUUUCUUGUUUUAAAUUUUAUCUACGCGUUUUUAAGGAAAAACCCAAAAAAAACGUCAACCAGUUUCUCCGUACUCUUCGUCCACUGAACUUUUUUUUAAAAUUAAAAAAAAAAGUAUAUGCCAUUGCAUUUCAAAAUAUUUUAACGUCAUCCAGUAGUUUAGUUAGCAGAUCUCGUCAUUUAGCUAACAAAAAUCAUGUUUGUAUUAUAUUUAAUCUAUAAUCGCAACAUAUUAAUUCAACUGUGACGUAAAAAAAAUCAAUGUAUGUUAUCGUUGAUUUCAACACAUUUUAAUGUGGUGCGUCGUAGCAAUCGUUUUGUAUGUUAUAAAUAAUUGAUUCAUUGCGUCGAGAAACCCCGCGCUGGGAGAGGAAUUUCGCAAAUCAUUAUUAUCAUUUUUUCAAUUGCAACAUUUACGAAAUCGUGUUUAAGCGGUGGUUCAAUCAAUUUGUUAAUGAGCGCUGAUCUGAUCAAGAUCUUUUUUGACAUUUUUUUGUUUGUCAUUUAGCAUUAUCCAUUGUUCCUGCAAAUCGUUAGCCCACCUCCGCUCUUUUCUUAUUCUGAAAAUAUAUUAUUUUUCUUUUAAGAACAUGACCAACUUCCGCAACACUUAAAAUACUGUUACGAUUUUACUGGUCAUGAUUUUUCAUAACGGAAGAGCGAUUUCAUUGUAUCAUCGCAUGAAAUUUUGUUGAUAGUCAUUCGUUCAAGGAAAACGGGAACAAUGGAAAUACCGCAAGAUCUUUCUAUAAUUUAUACUAAAUCGAUAAGCUUAGUUCUUAUUGAAGCUCAAUUAAUUAAUGGUAUCAAAUGUAUGCUCUCGUCUAUUCCAAUACUGAAUUUUGUAGCUAGGAAGCCAGAGUUCGGGGCAAACUCGAGCGGCAUUUUGUUUUGUAAAAUAAAAAGCAAAUGCGCAA